AUGGCGAAGCGCGAGGCCAGCGCCAGCCCCGUGGUGCGGCAGAUCGACAAGCAGUUCCUGGUGUGCAGCAUCUGCCUGGACCGGUACCGCAACCCCAAGGUGCUGCCCUGCCUGCACACCUUCUGUGAGCGGUGUCUCCAGAACUAUAUCCCGCCCCAGAGCCUCACCCUGUCCUGCCCCGUGUGCCGCCAGACCUCCAUCCUGCCCGAGCAGGGCGUGGCCGCGCUGCAGAGCAACUUCUUCAUCACCAACCUCAUGGAGGUGCUGCAGCGCUCCCCCGAGGGCAGCAGCCGCCCAGACGCCGCCGCGCUGGACCCCGUCAGCGCCGUCACCGGCCAGCCGCUCUCCUGCCCCAACCACGAGGGCAAGGUGAUGGAGUUCUACUGCGAGUCGUGCGAGACGGCCAUGUGCCGCGAGUGCACAGAGGGUGAGCACCGGGAGCACGUCACCGUGCCGCUGCGCAACGUGGUGGAGCAGCACAAGGCCGCGCUGCAGCAGCAGCUCGACGCCAUCAAGAGCCGGCUGCCCCAGCUGACGGCUGCCAUCGGGCUGGUGACCGAGAUCAGCAAGCAGCUCCUGGAGCGGAAGAACGCCGCCGUGGGCGAGAUCAGCGGCUCCUUCGCGGAGCUGGAGCAGGCCCUGCAGCAGCGCAAGGGGCUGCUCGUGCGUGACCUGGAGGCCACCUGCAGCGCCAAGCAGAAGGUGCUGCAGGCCCAGCUGGACGCCCUGCGGCAGGGCCAGGAGAACAUCUUGAGCAGCUGCACCUUCACGGAGCAGGCGCUGCACCACGGCACGGAGACGGAGGUGCUGCUGGUGAAGAAGCAGAUGAGCGAGCGGCUCAGCGCGCUGGCCAGCCAGGAGUUCCCCGAGCAGCCGCAGGAGAACGACCAGCUGGACUACGUGGUGGAGACGGACGGCGUCCGCAAGUCCAUCCUCAACCUGGGCGUGCUCAUCACCACCAGCGCCAUCGCCCACAAGACGGUGGCCACGGGCGAGGGGCUGCGGCACGCGGUGGUGGGGCAGCCCUCCUCCCUCACCAUCACCACCAAGGACAAGGACGGCGAGCUGGUGCGCAGCGGCAGCGCCAGCCUGCAGGCCCAGGUGACGGCGCCUGACGGCGGCCGGGCCGAGGCCGAGGUGCUAGACAACAAGAACGGCACCUACGAGCUGGUGUACACGCCGCGGCAGGAGGGCGACUUCCUGCUCUCCAUCCUGCUGUACGGGCAGCCCAUCCGGGGCAGCCCCUUCCGCACCAAGGCCCUCAAGGCCUGCGACGUGCCCCCCUCGCCCGACGACGUCAAGCGCCGCGUCAAGUCCCCCAGCAGCGGGCACAUCCGGCAGAAGGCUGUGCGGCGCCCCUCCAGCAUGUACGGCAGCGGCAAGAAGAAGGAGAAUCCCAUCGAGGACGAGCUCAUCUUCCGCGUGGGAAGCCGAGGCCGGGAGAAGGGGGAAUUCACCAACCUGCAGGGCAUCUCCACCUCCAGCUCUGGUCGCAUCGUGGUGGCCGACAGCAAUAACCAGUGUGUGCAGGUCUUCUCCAACGAGGGCCAGUUCCGGCUGCGCUUCGGCGUGCGGGGCCGCUCCCCUGGGCAGCUGCAGCGCCCCACUGGCGUCACGGUCGACAUGAACGGGGACAUCAUCAUCGCCGACUACGACAACCGCUGGGUCAGCAUCUUCUCCCCCGAGGGCAAGUUCAAGACGAAGAUCGGGGCUGGGCGGCUGAUGGGCCCCAAGGGCGUGGCCGUGGACCGCAAUGGCCACAUCAUCGUGGUGGACAACAAGGCCUGCUGCGUCUUCAUCUUCCAGUCCAACGGGAAGCUGGUGACCAAGUUUGGCGGCCGCGGGACGGCGGAGCGGCAGUUUGCAGGGCCCCACUUCGUUGCUGUUAACAACAAGAACGAGAUCGUGGUGACCGACUUCCACAACCACUCAGUGAAGGUGUACAGCGCCGACGGCGAGUUCCUCUUCAAGUUCGGCUCCCACGGGGAGGGGAACGGGCAGUUCAACGCCCCCACCGGUGUGGCCGUGGACUCCAACGGCAACAUUAUCGUGGCCGACUGGGGCAACAGCCGGAUCCAGGUCUUCGACAGCUCGGGCUCCUUCCUGUCCUACAUCAACACGCUGGCUGACCCGCUGUAUGGGCCGCAGGGCCUGGCGCUCACCUCGGAUGGACACGUGGUGGUGGCCGACUCGGGCAAUCACUGUUUCAAGGCCUAUCGCUACCUGCAGUAG
Emys orbicularis (European pond turtle) is the source of this 2232-nucleotide messenger RNA. RefSeq names its product tripartite motif containing 3 (gene TRIM3). The record is from RefSeq and is a predicted model, not a curated record. Gene Ontology annotation, molecular function: zinc ion binding; protein binding; translation repressor activity. Gene Ontology annotation, biological process: protein polyubiquitination; proteasome-mediated ubiquitin-dependent protein catabolic process; negative regulation of translation. Lineage: Eukaryota; Metazoa; Chordata; Testudines; Emydidae.